Messenger RNA from Pistacia vera, 905 nucleotides. Its product is annotated as 60S ribosomal protein L13a-4-like. Gene Ontology annotation, biological process: negative regulation of translation; translation. The transcript is spliced from 4 exons. Lineage: Eukaryota; Viridiplantae; Streptophyta; Magnoliopsida; Sapindales; Anacardiaceae. Gene Ontology annotation, molecular function: structural constituent of ribosome; mRNA binding. The record is from RefSeq and is a predicted model, not a curated record. Bases 99 to 719 code for a protein of 206 amino acids. Gene Ontology annotation, cellular component: cytosolic large ribosomal subunit; ribosome.
CCUUUCUUCCCUCAUAUAAAUCAUAUACUUGGAAAUCUCCUCGGCCAGAGAGAGAGAGAGAGAGGUAGAGUGAGAGGGAGAGAAAGUGAAAGCAAAAAAUGGUGUCAGGAUCGGGAAUCUGCGCGAAGCGGGUGGUGGUGGAUGCUCGGCACCACAUGCUAGGUCGGCUGUCGUCGAUCAUAGCGAAGGAACUCUUGAACGGACAAAAAGUGGUGGUGGUGCGUUGCGAAGAGAUAUGUUUGUCAGGUGGACUUGUUCGUCAGAAGAUGAAGUACAUGAGAUUCCUUCGCAAGCGUAUGAACACUAAGCCAUCUCAUGGUCCCAUCCACUUCCGUGCCCCUGCCAAGAUCUUGUGGCGCACUGUUCGUGGAAUGAUACCCCAUAAGACCAAGCGUGGAGCUGCUGCACUUGCUCGAUUGAAGGCUUAUGAAGGAAUCCCUCCACCAUAUGACAAGAUGAAGAGGAUGGUUAUCCCUGAUGCUCUCAAGGUGUUGAGGCUUCAGAAGGGUCACAAGUACUGCUUGUUGGGUCACCUAUCAUCUGAGGUUGGAUGGAACUAUUAUGACACCAUCAGGGAGCUGGAGAAGAAGAGAAAAGAAAGGGCUCAGGUGGUUUAUGAGAGGAAGAAGCAGCUGAACAAACUUAGGGUGAAGGCUGAGAAGGUAGCAGAUGAGAAGCUUGGCACCCAACUAGACAUCCUUGCUUCCGUCAAGUACUGAGUAGUCAGUAGUUAGUUUCAUACAAUUUUGUUGAGGAUUGUCUCGAAUGUGCUUUCAGUUUUUAUGUUUCAAGACCUUGAAGCUGAGAAUUUGAUAGAACUUGAGCAGUUACCUUUUUUUUUUUCCCUGCUUGUGGUUGUAGAAUGAUUUUGUUAUACCUUAAGAUAUACUGGUAUUUUUGGUUGA